AUGAUAUCUGUUACUGGUUGGCAUUGGCCUAACGCUUCCUCUUGGCAAGUGAAGGAAAUUGUGGGGCACUCUCCUCCUAUCAUGGUGCCAACCAUCGGUAGUAGAGAUGAGAUCAUCUGGCUGCCCAAUAAGAAUGGGUUGUUUACUAUUGGGUCUGUUUGGAAUCUAUGGAGAAAAAAGUGGCCUAAGGUAUCUUGGGCUGAUAUUUUGUGGGGUCCUUACAACAUCCCUAAAGCUAGCUUUGUUGUUUGGAUGGCUAUCCUAGGGAGAUUGAAUACUGGGGAUAGACUUGCAACCUUUGGCAUUAAUGGGGUAUCCAAUUGUCAAUUCUGUACUCAUAAUGGGGAAGAUCACCAACAUCUUUUCUUUCAAUGUCCGUUUACAUUGCGAGUAUGGAUUGUCAUCCAAGACAAAUGCCAAGUAAAUUGGCAGAAUAUUCCAUGGAGUGACCUGCCUCAGGUUGUGGCUGCUGACUGUAAAGGUAAAUCCUUAGCCACAAUCAUUAGAAGAUUGAGCUUCUGUAGCUCACUCUAUCAUAUAUGGCUGGAAAGAAAUAAUAGAAUAUUUUCCCAUGAAAGGAAACCUGAAGAUGCGGUGGUCAAAGGCAUUGUUUCUCUUGUCAGAUAUAGACUUUUGGCUAUCUCCAACAUCAAAAGGACUCAAACUGAUGAAUGGUUCCUCCAUGAGUGGAGGCUUCCUGCCUCUAUCCUUAAAUGA
Camellia sinensis is the source of this 717-nucleotide messenger RNA. Lineage: Eukaryota; Viridiplantae; Streptophyta; Magnoliopsida; Ericales; Theaceae. The record is from RefSeq and is a predicted model, not a curated record.